Notolabrus celidotus (New Zealand spotty) is the source of this 840-nucleotide messenger RNA. RefSeq names its product tetraspanin 11 (gene tspan11). The record is from RefSeq and is a predicted model, not a curated record. Gene Ontology annotation, cellular component: membrane. NCBI's taxonomy places the organism in Eukaryota, Metazoa, Chordata, Actinopteri, Labriformes, Labridae. The transcript has 8 exons. The coding region runs from base 1 to 840 and encodes 279 amino acids.
AUGACGGCAGGUUAUAAAGAUGACAAGGAAGGCUGGCGGAUCGUGUGUCUCAAGUACCUACUCUUUGUCUUCAACUUUCUCUUCUGGAUGGUCGAGGAGGACAUUCCACAGACGCAGGUCAGCAGAGUAGAAGGCCCGGUCUCCCUUAGUGCGGAGUUUGGUUCGGGGGCAAUGGAGGUGGUUGGUAUUGGUGGAGCGAUGGUUGGAGCAGCGGUCUUGGGUGUUGGAGUAUGGACACUGGUUGAGAAGAGUGACUACUUGAGUCUGCUGGCAUCCAGCACUUUUGCAGUCUCAGCAUACAUCCUCAUCCUGGCUGGGAGCCUGGUGGUGGUUACAGGCUUCUUGGGCUGCUGUGCCGUCAUCCGGGAGCAGAGGAACUGUCUGUCCAUGUAUUUCUUCUGCCUGUUGCUGAUCUUCUUGAUUGAACUGAUUGCUGGAGUGCUGGCUUAUGUGUAUUACCAGAAGCUGGGCGAAGAGCUGAAGCAGCAUCUGAACCAGACUAUGACAGAGAACUACGCCCAGCCAGGGAAGGAGGCCAUCACAUUAGCAGUGGACCGACUACAACAGGACUUCAAGUGCUGUGGCAGCAACAACUCCCAUGAUUGGAUCACGAGUGUUUACAUCUUAUCAAAGCCAGCAGAGAGCAGGGUGGUGCCCGACAGCUGCUGCAAAACCAUCGUUCCUCUGUGUGGCAAGAGAGACCAUCCUUCCAACAUCUACAAGGUUGAGGGUGGCUGCAUCACCAAGCUGGAGCGGUUCUUAGCCGACCACCUGUUGAUCAUUGGUGCUGUUGGCAUAGGCGUGGCCUGUCUGCAGUCUGAGAGGGACUGGAGCUUUUAA